Mugil cephalus (flathead mullet) is the source of this 1087-nucleotide messenger RNA. RefSeq names its product methyltransferase like 7A, tandem duplicate 1 (gene tmt1a.1). Gene Ontology annotation, molecular function: S-adenosylmethionine-dependent methyltransferase activity. The transcript is spliced from 2 exons. The record is from RefSeq and is a predicted model, not a curated record. NCBI's taxonomy places the organism in Eukaryota, Metazoa, Chordata, Actinopteri, Mugiliformes, Mugilidae. Bases 61 to 789 code for a protein of 242 amino acids.
UUAAGUACGUUGAUGGACUAUUACUGACGCCACUGGUCGCCGCCCGCCACAGGUCGCAAAAUGACUUUAUUCAUGAAAUUUUGGUCUUCAGUUGUCAAUGCCUUGUGUCUGCCUCUUCACGUGAUCCACGCGCUCGGUCUGUAUGAAAUAUACAAACGUAUCUUCCCAAUUUACUUGUACCGGAUAUCGAUAUGUUACAACAAGAAAAUGCACGAUAAGAAGAAGGAGCUGUUUCGCAGUCUGUCAGAGUUCACGAAGCCAGGCGGGCGGCUCACCAUUCUGGAAAUCGGCUGUGGCACCGGCGCUAAUUUUGAGUUUUAUCCGCCCGGCUGCAAGGUGAUCUGCACCGACCCGAACCCGCACUUUGAGAAAUAUCUGAAGAAAAGCAUGGGCGAGAACGACCAGCUGACGUACGAGAGGUUUGUGGUGGCAUCCGGGGAGGACAUGGGGUCAGUUGAGGAUGAGUCGGUAGACGUUGUCGUCUGCACCCUGGUCCUCUGCUCUGUCGUCGACGUUCAGCAAACCCUGCGGGAGGCUCAUCGCAUCCUCCGGCCAGGUGGAGCUUUAUUUUUCUUGGAGCACGUAGCCGCGGACCCCUCGACCUGGGUCUACUUCUUCCAGCAUGUUGUCCAGCCUUUGUGGUAUUACUUCGGCGACGGAUGCGAGGUCAUCCGGGAAACGUGGAAGUAUUUGGAGGACGCUGGAUUCUCUGACCUCAAACUGAGACACAUCGAAGCACCCCUCACAGCCUUAAUCAAACCGCACAUCAUUGGCUAUGCCGUGAAAUAGAUGCUGCCCGAUCAGCCUUCUAGAAAGCCACAACUGUAAACCAGUCUGUCAACAUGCCAAGCAUUUAAAUGCCUCUCCUUUUGUGAUAACCACUGGACACCAGUCACUUUGAAACUAAUUUUAUUUUUGUAUUGGGGAAGUUAUGUUAUUUUGUAGAAAACACCACAUGAAAACUUCACCUAGAUGACAUACAAAGCUAAUUUUGUAUACAGUUGAAGUGACAAUUAUGUCUUGGUGUUACUUUGGUCCUCACCCCUCAUCUCCAAACUGCUUGCUAAUAAAAUUAUAGAGCACUUCC